AUGAAGUUCAGCUCUCUCCUCACAGGAGCCCUCAUGAUGGGCUCCGCAAUCGCUGGGGCCAUCACCAACACCGAUGCUGUCCCAGCCGACUCCUCUGCUUCGCUCGACAAGGUGGUUCUGCCGAUCACCACCGCCAACUCGCGCGGCGCAUCCGCCAUCGAACCCAAAGUCAUCACCAAGGUCAUCAUGGACAAGGCCAACGACGUUCUCACGUCCACCCCUCUCGCUGGCCUGAAGCGACAUCGUCGUCGCACCCCCUCCACCUCUUCUAUCGAGCCGCGAGCGCUCCCACCUCUCCGCUGGCCCUACGCCAACUCGGCAGUCAAAAUCCGCGGUGUCUCGCUCGGCGGUUGGUUGGUCGUGGAAAACUUCAUCACCCCUUCCAUCUACGGUCAGACGAACAAUCCCCACAUUAUCGAUGAAUGGACCUUUGGCUCCCUCCAACCUCGCUCCACCGCCAUCCGCAUCCUCCAACAACACCUCAACAGCUUUAUGUCGGAGGACGAUAUUCGUCAGAUCGCCGCUGCGGGAUUGAACCAUGUUCGCAUCCCGAUUGGGUACUGGGCGUUUGAGGUGGGCAACGGGGAGCCGUUUUUGAAGUUAAACCAGUGGGAGUUGCUCAAGACGGCGGUGGGAUGGUGUGCGAAAUACGGGCUUAAGGUGUUGAUCGACCUGCAUGCUGCACCGGGCAAUCAGAAUGGGUUCGAUCACGGUGGACGACGUGGGGUCAAUGCUUGGGCGGGUAACGCGACGAAUGUGCAACGCACGGUCAACAUCCUCCAAACCAUGAGUAGGGAGUUCUCCCAACCGAAAUACGCGAGUUCAGUGACAGCGUUGGAGCUGCUCAACGAACCUGUGACGGAUCGGAACGUGGUGCUCGACUUCUACCAGCGCGCUUACGAGGUGGUUCGUUACCCCAACGGUCGAUCCUCCCCCCCAUCCCCCCUCUUGGUCGUCGUCGGUGACGAAUUCAUCAAUCCCGCCUUUAGCGACUAUUGGAACGACAAACUUCGUCCCCCAACCUACGAAGCUGUCAGCAUCGAUUCGCACAUCUACACCAUCUUCGAUGACAACGCUCUCCGUCUCUCCUCCCAGGACCGCAUCAAUUACUAUUGCAGUCUCAAACCUAAAUGGGCGGCAGCAAACAAUGUGCAUUGGCAAAUGGUGGGCGAGUGGACGCCCGCCUUCACCGACUGCGCCGGCGGCAUCAACGGUCGCAAUCGCGGCAGUCGCUACGAUGGCAGUCUCAAAGGGAGCCGCGGUCGCAUCAACAGUUGUGCCCAGCGAAGCGGCGAUGCGAGCACCUUCACGGCGAAAUACAAGAGACUGUUGGGAAGCAUGUGGGAGGCUCAGGUGGACGCGAACGAGGGUGGAAUCGGUUGGUUGAUGUGGACGUGGAAGACCGAAGCUAAGGCAGCGGAGGAUUGGAGUUACCAGAAAGGUUUGCAGUACGGAUGGAUCCCGAGGGACCCAACAAAGAGACCGAAUGGGAUCAGGUGCUGA
Messenger RNA from Kalmanozyma brasiliensis GHG001, 1503 nucleotides. RefSeq names its product Glycoside hydrolase, family 5. Gene Ontology annotation, biological process: glucan catabolic process. The record is from RefSeq and is a predicted model, not a curated record. Gene Ontology annotation, cellular component: extracellular region; cell surface. NCBI's taxonomy places the organism in Eukaryota, Fungi, Basidiomycota, Ustilaginomycetes, Ustilaginales. The transcript has a single exon. Bases 1 to 1503 code for a protein of 500 amino acids. Gene Ontology annotation, molecular function: beta-glucosidase activity.